This is a messenger RNA of Suhomyces tanzawaensis NRRL Y-17324, 984 nucleotides long. RefSeq lists its product as uncharacterized. The coding region runs from base 1 to 984 and encodes 327 amino acids. The transcript is spliced from 2 exons. Gene Ontology annotation, molecular function: histone deacetylase binding. Gene Ontology annotation, biological process: negative regulation of transcription by RNA polymerase II. Gene Ontology annotation, cellular component: Sin3-type complex. NCBI's taxonomy places the organism in Eukaryota, Fungi, Ascomycota, Pichiomycetes, Serinales, Debaryomycetaceae. The record is from RefSeq and is a predicted model, not a curated record.
AUGGACGAUCAACGCAGAAACGGCUUCCUCGGAGACAGCCUCAGCAAACGCGACAAGAAAAGGCAACAGAUAGGCUCCCGGCUUGCAAAGAUAGAGCUCACAUUCAGUGCUGAACGAGAUAACUACUACCGGGAGCUGCUCCACGAGCUCCAGUCCGCGUUGGCAACGUUACAGCAGGGAACCAAUGAGGAAUUCUUGGGGAAACGAGCCGAAUUGGAGGAACAACGGGACUAUGAGCUUACCAAACUCCGGCUUUGGGAGGAGUACCAGGUGAAGCGAAUCGAAACCGAAUACAAUGAAGACAUCGACAAAGCCAAAGACAACCACAACAAGAUGAUCAAGCUCAUCAAGGAGAAACUUUAUGACAAGCUCCUGAAACAGAUCAAGCAGCUUAAGGAAGACAAGUUGUUGUUGAACUUGGUGAACGCCAAUUCGUGGAACAAUUCCAAGGAGGACUCUGCCACCGUAGCUUUGAACGCAGCAGCUGCAGCGAGCUCGCUCAACAUCAACGACCGUCGUUCCUUGCGUAAGCGUGAGAUGAGUUCUCGUUUCACAACUGGAGAGGCAGACGAUUUGUCGGAUGGUGGCAUUGGAGCAGGUUCCACCACCGCAGGGAACGCCUCUUCGAUACCGAAUGGAUACAUACUGGCUUCCAAGAGACGGAGACACUAUGCCACACGGUACUCUUCAGCAGACGAAAUGUCAUCAGGCAUCACCAGUAACACAGGCCACAACAGUCGGGUUGUGGCCGCAGGUCCCAGCAGUGGCAACGACUCCAACCUCAGCGAUAAGGACUAUGAUGCCUUGAACACCUUGAUCAUGGAUAACGAUGACGCCGGUCCGUCGUUGGUUUUGCUUGAUAAGGCAGGUAAACCCAACACGAGAGGGUCCCACAAGCAGUUUGUUGGGCCCAAUGGAUUGAAGCCGGAAGAGUUGAACGAGGAUUUGGCUAUGUUGAAGAUGGCGAUUGGACGCAAGGAUUAA